This is a messenger RNA of Botrytis sinoallii, 2856 nucleotides long. RefSeq lists its product as uncharacterized. Lineage: Eukaryota; Fungi; Ascomycota; Leotiomycetes; Helotiales; Sclerotiniaceae. The transcript is spliced from 6 exons. The record is from RefSeq and is a predicted model, not a curated record. Bases 1 to 2856 code for a protein of 951 amino acids.
AUGGAUGAUCUUGAAGGUCAAAAGCAUAUUCAUCCUAAACGUAUAGUUCUAUGUUGUGAUGGAACAUGGAUGGAUAGUGAUGAUGGAUUCACUAAACCGACACUGAUUCCCUACAAACCAACUGGUACAUUACAGACUCCAAGUAACGUGACCCGCCUAUCAAGAUGUCUGAGAAGAUAUGGUCCAGAUGGAACUCAUCAGAUCAUUUACUAUCAUUCCGGUGUUGGCACGGGUAGUAGUAUGUUGGAUACCCUCAGUGGAGGUAUGCUUGGCACUGGAAUUUCUGAGAACAUUCGUGAAGUUUAUAGUUUCAUUGCCGCGAAUUAUACUCCCGGGGAUGAAAUAAUUCUUGUUGGGUUCUCUCGUGGAGCCUUCACUGCCAGAAGUGUUGCAGGAAUGAUCUCCGACAUCGGACUACUCACUCGUUAUGGCAUGUCAAACUUCUAUGCUAUAUUCAAAGACCAGGAAAACUUCAGAAAUGCCAAUUACAAAGAUAUCUUUCCGGAUAUCCCUUUUCCAAACAAACCAAAGGAUGGUGACGAGUACAAGAAGAGAUUGGUAGAACAAAAUUUAACCCGGGUUUAUGAUCCGAAUGGAUCUAGAAUCAGAGUUCAUGCGGUUGCUGUGUGGGAUACUGUAGGAUCUUUGGGUAUUCCAAAUAUCGCUCUUCUUGCAAAACUUGGACUUCCACAUUCUACUAAGGAGUACAAGUUUCACGAUACGAAUCUUUCCGGCUACAUUAGACAUGCUUUCCAAGCUUUGGCACUCGACGAACAUCGAAGACCUUUUAGUCCCGCCGUUUGGGAGAUAAGAGAUUUCGAAGAUGAACCCACUGACUUGCGACAAGUCUGGUUCCCAGGAAGCCAUGCCAAUGUUGGAGGAGGUUACGAUGAUCAGGAAAUUGCAAACAUUACCCUGGCCUGGAUGAUGGAUCAGCUUGCUUCUAUUGGAGUUUCUUUUCAUGAAGAUGCCAUUGACAUAAUAUUUCAAAAGAGCGUCCACUAUUAUGAAACUCUACCACCUCCUUCCACAUCUAUCUUUAGGUUUUCGAAGCCAAUCAACGAAUGGGCAACGCCUGCCGUUUAUGAGAAACAUCAUCCAGUUCGUCCAUGGGCUCUUGGGAAGAUUUAUAACUCGGAUACUGGAAUUUGGACCCUCGCAGGUAAAGAGACUAGAACUCCUGGUCUUUACCAUCGUUUAGAUCCAGAUACUGGUGCUUCAACUGGAAUACCAAUGACACAUACUAAUGAACGUAUCCAUUCAAGUGUAAGAAUUCGACUUGAUCUCGGGGGUCUUGGUGAAGAGGAUAUGACGAAGUAUAAGUGUCCAGCACUUUUGAAGAAAGGACCAUGGCGCCUAGAUCAAAUUCGAAUCAAAGUCACCGAUCCUAUUCCACCAACAGCCACAUGGGGUCCAACAGCUCCAGCAGCAUUAGAUGAUGAACGAACCAGCGACCUGAGAUGGGUAUGGGAAUAUGAUGGACCAGAAAAGAACGCACCCGUCAUUCAAACUAUUAUUGAAGAAAAUCUCGGCCCAUAUGAGAGAAAAUUACUCCUAUUGAAUAAAGGUAAGGGAAUGUUUCACAAGGUUAUUGAUGAGGCGAAUGCAGAUGAUCGUAGGGCUAUAAUCUCAGCAGAAAUUGAUGCAAGACGUGAAAACCGGGUUAAAUAUCAAGAAUCACUUAUGCAUCGACGACGCAAAAAGAAAAAGAGAAGAUCUCAUCGAACAUCCAGAGCAGGGACGGAAAAGAAUCAUAUGACAGCCGAUGAUUUAUUAUUAGGAGAUACAGCUGUGAAUGGAGACUUUGGAAGAAGAAGAAAUAGAGCGGGAAGAGAUGAGGUGGUUAGUUAUGGAAGUGGGCCAGUGAUUAUUGGGGAGGAAUUGGAACCGGAUGAAAAACUGGAUAAAUUACAUGGGUUCUCGAGUUAUAAUGGAGAAAGAAGGAAGUCUCGACAGCCGGGGGUUUAUGGCCAGGGAUUUGGGGAGAGAUUGGGAGAAUUACCGGUUAGAAGUCGCACGAGGGUUACGGCUGAUCCGAGGGAUUCGGAAUUAGAGAAAGAUAUGAGGGAGAUGGAGGAGAGAAGAGCGGGGAUCAGCGGAAAUACGACAAAUGCGACGAAUUCGAGAAUUAGAAUUGUGCCCGUUGGAGAAGAGGAAAACGAUAAGAAAGAUAAGCCUAGACGAUCUCGAGUCGAAAUACAACCUCAGGAGCAGGAUGAAAUUGUCGUAUUUGAAGAACACGAUAGUCCAGACGAACGCACAAAUCGUAGAUCUAGAGUCGGCGCUCGUGAUCGUGCUAGAAGUACGACGAGAACGAUCGAUACAUGGGAGAGAAGUGAAGUGGGUGAAAGCACGAUUUUUACACCCACACCUAGAAACAGAUCUCGAGGGCGAAGCGGACUCGGAGAAAGAGAAUUGAAGAGUCCGGGUGUAAGUGUUAGGGAAAGGGAGUUGAGUGUUCCUAGAAGUGUGGAUAGUUGGGAGCGAAGCGAUAUUGAAAGUACGGUUUUGACUCAAAGAGAGAGGGAAAAAAGUAGGACGCCAAAAUCGAGGGGGGCGAGGGCGAGAAGUACAGCUAGGACGAUUGACACGUGGGAGAGGAGUGAGGUGGGAGCGAGUACGGUUAUGAGUGGGGGGAGGACACCAGGGACAAGAAGUGGGGUUAGUGCGAGGGCUAGAGAGAGGAGUAGAGUGGAUAGAGAGAGGGAGAGGGAAAGAGAAAGGGUUGAGAAAGAAAGAGAGAGGGAGAGGGAUAGUGGGUAUGAAGGGGAGGGUGAGAGAUGGCAUGGGAGGGGAUACAAUUAUGAUGAGAGAAAACGCGGACAUAGUCCCGUACCAGUAGACUUGGGAGAGUAG